Molecule: messenger RNA, 1365 nt
Organism: Aspergillus steynii IBT 23096
Lineage: Eukaryota; Fungi; Ascomycota; Eurotiomycetes; Eurotiales; Aspergillaceae
Product: WD40 repeat domain-containing protein
Exons: 1
Coding region: 1-1365 (454 amino acids)
Biological process (GO): negative regulation of transcription by RNA polymerase II
Cellular component (GO): transcription repressor complex; nucleus
Molecular function (GO): protein binding
Source: RefSeq, a predicted model, not a curated record
AUGUUCUCCCCAGGCUGCCAGUUAUUAGCAUCGGGUUCGGUGAAUGGAAGGGUGAACAUUUGGGAGAAAGAUACGACCACAUGGAAUCUGAAAUGGACUUUUCCUGGCGCGAAUCAGGCCCGGUUUCUCUCAUUUUCAUCCGACGACUUGCUACUUGCUUCGAGCACAACUACACCGAUAAUACAUAUCUGGAACAUGAGAACCGGCAAAAUACAUCAAAAAGUCCAGCAACCCGAUGAUGUGGAGGCCGUGAGCUUUUCCCAGGACAACCGAUUUUUGGUAUCAGGCUCAGAUGAAACUAUACGAUUAUGGGAUACAGCUACAUGGGGGCUAAAACAGACAAUCUACACUGAAGGGGAUAGGUUUGCACUUUCUCCGGAUAACAAGUACAUUGCAUCCCGCGAGGAGUUAACAACCAUAAUUCGGGUGAGAGAAACAGGUGCUAUUAUUCAAUCUGCAAAGAGCCACUCGGCUUAUCCGAUAACUGCCUUGGCAUUCUCUUCAGACAGUCGUCUGAUGGCAUCAAGCGGAUAUGAUAACACAAUUCGGUUACGGAGUGUCACCCGUGAGAAAUCGCAACAAGACCUAGAUGGUCACGCAGACGCCAUUUUCGCUCAUGGAUUCUCCCCGGAUGGCUCUCUGGUGGUGACAGGCGGACUGGAUUGCAAAGUCAAAAUCUGGGAUGCAGGUACAGGCAAGGUCAAGAAAACUCUUGAAGUUGAAACAUCACUGGAAAUCGUGGCGAUUUCCCCAAACAAUGAGCUAGUGGCAACGAGCUCUCCAUAUGAAUCUCGUGAUGGGAAGCUUCUGGUGUGGAAAGCAGAGACAGGAGAGAGGCUUAUGGAAGAGGUAGUGGGUCGGCGUGACGAAGAUUUGCCCAUACAUAUUGAAUUCUGCUCCGACAACCGGCUGUUAUGCGCAGUGUCAAGGGAUCGAACUAUCACAGUGUGGGACACGAAAACGGGAGAUCUUGUAAAGAAAGAAACCAACGAAAUACUGGAGAGCGUUCUCAACUCCUUUCAGAACGAUUUCUAUCAGAAUGACACAAAAGGAAACCAGGAGAAUCAAAUGUCUCUAGAAGCUGUCAGACCUGUCACACCUCCCCUGAAAUGCCAGAUUUCAAUCGAAGACAAUUGGGUAAUUUCUGGAAAUCAAAAAAGCAUAUGGCUCCCCCCGGAUUUUCGGCCUGCACAUGGAAUUUGGGAUUUCAGAAACAAUACACUUGUCGUCGGAACAUCCAACAAUCGAGUUUAUUUUAUCUGGUUCAAUCCGGAGAUGAUGUCUGCUGAAAAGUUGCAGAUCCCGAGUGAAAUGGAUGAUUAUUCCUGGGAAUCGACUUCGUCUUUGCAGAGCUUCAUUCUCUGA